AUGUCACCGCAUGUUAAAAAGCUGCCAGGAGAGGGUAGGACGGACUUCAAUAAACGCCGAGGAUAUGUUCAUCAACAACGUACCAAGUCGAAGAAGAACGUCACAAUACGGGCUGAGCGCGACGCCAACCUGGCUCAAAACCGACAGGCGCAGGUCGACCUUGAGAGAGCAGAACAGCAAGCGAAGAACGAGGUCUUCGAGAGCAUCGUGAAGACUCUCAAGGAGGCGAAGAUUCCCUGGGGCGACUUUGUCGAGUGGAUAUCAAAUCCGACCUCGGGCCACCGUGAGGAGCGAUGGAGUGAAUUCUUCAGGAACGGUAAGCAAGUAAACCGAGUCCUCGACAUGUGGGCGUACCGGAACACAAAGACGGCGAUGGGAACCAUUAGCGAGUGGGCAGUCAAGCAUGUCGGUCGGGAAGUCCGUCUUGAGGCAGAUGCUUUGACGCGGUCUGGCGUACUUCAGGGCAGAAAGGUGGAGGUGACUGAGGAUUUCUUGCAGGAGCUGGACAUAUCAGACUUCCUCCGACGCGUGCGGGAGAAAUGCCCUACCAUGGCGGCCGUGAUGAGCGAGUUCAGCACUACCCUGCGACAGCGGAGACAGAAUGCACUUGACGACGCGGGAGGGAAAGAUUGGUCAGCGCGCAACAAACGAAAGGAAAUACGCAUAGGAAUUGCACUUGCUGACCUGUUGGGCGAGCGCAGUCAGAACAACAGCCUUCUCAAGCACAUAAUGGGCCUAUAUCUGUUCGCGUCCGGAGCCUCACGCCAAACGAUCACUGUUCUUGCGUCGCUCGGCAUAUGCAGUAGCUAUGCUGCAAUAGCCGGGAGCAGCAAGACAUCAUCAGACGUGACACCCCACGCCGAACGCGCGCGCGCAGACUCCGAGUGCGCGCGCGAGGACUCUGAGCGCGCGCGCAGCCCACGCGAUCAAGCGCCCACUGCCCCGUCCUCGCCCUCGCCCAGGCUGCCGGCUGGCGCCGGUCUCCUUCGCCGACUCUCCAACACUGCUCGUCAUGCUGCCCGCUUUCUGGCUCACUCUACCCCUUUCGGUGCUGUGUAUGACAACAUCAACAUGGUAUUCAAGGUUUCCGAGCAAAUCGUCGGUCGCAAGGAUGCUCAAGAGAACGGGACCUGCACCACAAUAUUCCCUCUCUUCGAUGCCUCACCAAUCGACAUGAAGAGCUCCAACCUCCGUAAUUCUUUCGACACUGCCCCGCCCUUGAGCUUCAACCAGGUUAUGCUCUCUCCGACUGAGCUCACCUCUCUCCGCAACUCCCUCACCCACACCGUCUUGCGAGAGCUCGUCAACAACUGCGAGUACUUCUCCAAAUUCCGCUCGAAAGUUCUCAGCAGUGUACCGGAGGCUGAUGACCAGAUACCGCUCCAUAAGACCAAACCCUACACCCUCCCAGCUAUGAACAUUGAUGAGAGCAGCAUCGUCGGCAAUGCCGAAGUCCUCGACACCAUCAUGGAAGAGCUCGGGAUCGAUGUCGACUCCGACAAGUUCCCAGAACUUGUUCAACUCUUCUUUGGCGAUCAACUCUCGGUCGCCCGUGCACGCACCAUCAUGGCCAAUCGCGGCGGGCAUGAGAGGCUUGCCAAGUCGUACGGGUACGCCGUCUUUUGUCCCGGGCUCUUCCAUUACCAGAUGGCGCUGGUCAACGGCAUAAUGGAGACCCAUUUCGGCGAGACGGAGGGACCUGGCUCUCGCAACCCCAUAUCGCUCUCAUUCUUCAACACCCUUCUCAAUCGCAAGCCCAUCGUCCCCACAUCCCUCCCUCCCUAUCGCACAUGCCGCGAUCUCAUUUUCGUCUCGCUCACUGCGUGUGUACUCACGUGCUUCAAACUCGUCUCAGGACACGACUCGCUCAAAGAAUACGCCUCACAAGUCACGUACGACCAGCUCCUUGAAGACGCGCACACCAUCGAGGCCGUUCGCAACGGCGAGAAGUCUGGAGAAGAGGAGUACGAUGUCUAUGCAGACGCACUGAAGCACGGUGACCUGCUAUAUGAGAAUGCGUGUCUCUUCCUCCGCGACGCGCUGAUAGCCCGUGAAUUCACAGACGCGAUCAAGGGUGGAUACUCCGGGCGCAUCGUCCGUGUCCUGAAGCACCUCGCGCUUGCGUUCCGUGGGUGUGGCCGGACGAAGUACGCUUAUGAGCUGCUCCACCUCAUACACUCAGUAGAGGUUGUAUGGCCGAAGCCGUUGCACGACAUCAUACUCAAAAACUGGCUUGUCAAUCCGACAGGCAAGAAUAAUGCAUGGGUCCCGGUCGAUCUUAUGCAGGAACACAUGAACUUUUGGACAAAAAUUGUAUACAAGGCGCAAGGGAGCAACGCGUCAUGGGAAUGGCUGUCAAUGAUCACACCGUGCAUCACCCUCUUCCGUCAGCUCAUCUUGCAAAUGAACUCGCAGCAAGGCACACGGCUCGGAACCAAGCACCACACCCCAUCCAUUGAGCGCGAUCUUGCCUGCUUGCAAGAUUCAAUGCACGCACACGAGAUUUUCGUCCACACCCCCGGGAGAUACCUUCGUGGCCUCAAGAAGCCGCUCGUUCCCGAUGUAGUCACGACAGGCGCGCUCGCGCUCAGCAAACCCAUCGCUGAGUACAACGCGGCCUUCACGCGGCUUCAGGAACAGUUCCGCCAUGGUGCAGUCGAGGACAUGGGUCCAAAUGAUGACAUAGUCUCGGUACGUACUCGUGCGACUCCUUGUUGCACCGUCGAUCUCACGCAGCAUGCAGAAUACUGCCUCUGA
Epithele typhae is the source of this 2757-nucleotide messenger RNA. RefSeq lists its product as uncharacterized. Bases 1 to 2757 code for a protein of 918 amino acids. The transcript is spliced from 6 exons. The record is from RefSeq and is a predicted model, not a curated record. NCBI's taxonomy places the organism in Eukaryota, Fungi, Basidiomycota, Agaricomycetes, Polyporales, Epitheliaceae.